Molecule: messenger RNA, 1257 nt
Organism: Megalops cyprinoides (Indo-Pacific tarpon)
Lineage: Eukaryota; Metazoa; Chordata; Actinopteri; Elopiformes; Megalopidae
Gene: opn6a
Product: opsin 6, group member a
Exons: 6
Coding region: 1-1257 (418 amino acids)
Biological process (GO): G protein-coupled receptor signaling pathway
Cellular component (GO): membrane
Molecular function (GO): G protein-coupled receptor activity
Source: RefSeq, a predicted model, not a curated record
AUGUCACUGAAUAAUCUUCAGGUAGUCAACAUUCCAUGGAGGAACAACAAUUUCAGCCUUUUAAAUAAAGACCCUCCUUUGUCGGAUCAAGGCGAGACCAUCAUAGGAGUAUACCUGUUGGUAUUAGGCUGGCUCUCCUGGUUCGGGAACAGCGUGGUGAUCUUCGUCCUCUACAAGCAGAGGGCCAGCCUCCAACCCACCGACUAUCUCACCUUCAACCUGGCCAUUUCCGACGCCAGCAUAUCAGUGUUUGGAUACUCCCGCGGGAUCAUAGAGAUCUUCAACAUCUUCCGUGACAAUGGAUACAUAAUCACCUCAGUCUGGACGUGCCAGGUGGAUGGCUUUUGCACCUUGCUCUUUGGCCUGGCCAGCAUUAACACCUUGACUGUCAUCAGCGUCACCAGGUACAUAAAGGGAUGUCAUCCCAACAAAGCCCACCGCAUCACCAAUAGCGCCAUCACCAUAUGUGUGAUCUUCAUCUGGGUCACGGCGAUAUUCUGGGCUGGAGCUCCGCUGUUGGGCUGGGGAAGUUACACAGACCGUGGGUAUGGGACCUGCGAAGUGGACUGGGCCAAAGCCAAUUACUCCACCAUCUACAAGUCCUACAUUAUCCUCAUCCUCAUCUUCUGCUUCUUCAUCCCCGUGCUGGUCAUGCUCUUCUCUUACGUGUCCAUCAUCAACACGGUGAAGAGGGGCAACGCCAUGUCAGCCGAGGGGGACCUGACGGACAGGCAGAGGAAGAUGGAGAGGGACGUCACCGUUGUGUCCAUUGUUAUCUGCACGGCCUUCAUCCUGGCCUGGUCGCCCUACGCCGUGGUGUCCAUGUGGUCGGCUUGGGGCUUCCACGUGCCGGGCCUGACCAGCAUCUUCACCCGCCUCUUCGCCAAGUCGGCCAGCUUCUACAACCCGCUUAUCUACUUCGGUCUGAGCUCCAAGUUCCGCAAGGACGUGAGUGUGCUGCUGCCUUGCACCCGCGAGGGCAAGGACACCGUCCGCCUCAAGCGCUUCAAGCCCAAGGCCGAGGCCGCGCCCCCUGCACAGGCGUGCCCCAGGCUGCCCCUCCACCACAAGGAGCAGAAGUACAAGGCAGAACAGCAGCAGCAGCAGCAGCAGCAGCGGCCUGUGAAGCCCUCCCCUAGUCCUGACUCCGGGGUGGGAAGCCCGCCCGGCACGCCUCCUCCAGUCAACAAAGAAGUCUUCUUCCUCCCUGUGCCCCUCCCCUCCGAAGGGUCAGGGUAUGAAUGUGACAGACUAUGA